AUGUAUAGAAAUCUGCUGAAAUUCAUUAAUACUAGAUCUCCAAUAAGAAGUUACACUACUAGAACGCCUUUCCUGUUUAUCCCCAAUGAAGAAAAAUAUCAAUUCGAAAGUGAAAAAUUAACACCACAACAAAAUAAAGCAGCCAUACCAAAAAGGCCAAGCUAUGAUCACUUACAGAAAUAUCACCAUGAAAUUUGUAGUCCGGAAAACGUUGCAGAUUUAAUUAUGAAACUUGAUUUCAAGGACAUUUUCUUGACGAGUUUGGCGAAAGAUUCACCUCUUUUAGGCGAUUCAACUUACAAGCUUGUCUUUAAAGACCCAUCGAAGACGUCUGAACCAAUCAUGUUACAAUUUACAGCUACAUCAUGCAAAUGGGCAGAAGUUUUUAAUGACCAGAUUCAUGAUCUAUCUAAUUUACCAGAACAAGAUUUAUCGUUGAACUAUGAAAAUAAAAAUCUUACGGAACAAAUAUCAAAAGGAUUGCAGAAUUACAAAGAAAUUACUGGAGAAAAUAACCUACUUAUAUCAGAUAACUUGAAAAAACUUUUUAAGUACCUAAGAGCGUUUGAAAAUAGUGAAAAGAAAGUUACAGGAGCUUCAACCCAGUCUGAACUUUCUCCAGUGAUUACUUUUGAAGCAGUCUCGUCAUAUUUAUUGAAUUCUGACGAAGUUAAACAAAAUGUCGAAAACUUUGAUAUAUUUCUAUCUUUCAUUGAAGAAAACAUACAACUCUUCACGCUUGAAAGCCUAAAACAAUUUCUUGUUUUACUCAUUAAUAAUUUGCAUGACUCAAAAUUGUCAACUAUACAAAUGAAACUCAAUUCCUUUACCAAAUUUAUGGAUAACACCAUAUUUCAAAUAUAUCCAACAAUCACCUCUGAGUUGAAUCCAAUAUAUUUAGAUAAAUUAUCUUAUUUAUAUACGAUGACAUCAAACAUCCCCAGGGCUAAUGAAAUAUUGUCUACAUUGGUUCAAAGUUAUAAGAUAUCUCCUUCUAAAGAAACUUUUAAUUCUUUCUUAGCAGGAUAUGAAAAAUUUUUGAGUAAUGAGAUACCAAAUGAGAACAUACGUAAGGAAAUCAUCUUAAGAGAUUUAUCAAACUUAAAGCCGGCAUUUUUUCAUGAAGGUUUAAGCAGCAUUUCAUUUAACAUAUUGCUAAAGAAUGCUGUUUCUAACAUGCAUGAUUUAGAGAAGUUUUUGAGGCUAGUAUUAUUGAACGCUAAAGGAAAAUAUUUAUUAUCAAAAUAUUCCCAAGAGGUUAUCAAAAAGAUACAAAGUAUUCAAACUAAGAAUGAUGACCCAGUCAAAUUAAAGUCAUUACAAUUAUCGCAACUAAUCAGAUUCUUGGUUACUGAUAAUGAUAUCAAAUUUGCAGACGCAACAUUAACUUUAUGUGAGGAAUUAUACUCCAAAUUGAACCACGGAUCUAAUAUGGAACAAAUCCAAGCUCUUAAAGUUUGA
Debaryomyces fabryi is the source of this 1461-nucleotide messenger RNA. RefSeq lists its product as uncharacterized. Lineage: Eukaryota; Fungi; Ascomycota; Pichiomycetes; Serinales; Debaryomycetaceae. The coding region runs from base 1 to 1461 and encodes 486 amino acids. The transcript has a single exon. The record is from RefSeq and is a predicted model, not a curated record.